Molecule: messenger RNA, 2162 nt
Organism: Solanum pennellii
Lineage: Eukaryota; Viridiplantae; Streptophyta; Magnoliopsida; Solanales; Solanaceae
Product: ankyrin repeat domain-containing protein 26
Exons: 16
Coding region: 191-1855 (554 amino acids)
Source: RefSeq, a predicted model, not a curated record
UAAAUUUUUUUUAGCAACAAGACCAUUUACCUGGCCGUUACGCUCUUGACCUCUCCCAUACCCCAUACCCCAAAUUCAGUCGCUUCAACUUUACGGUGUCUUCUCAAAGGUUGAAUCUCUUGUCGAUCUCUUCUUUCGGCUGUGCUGUUCCAUUGCUACUUACUGAGUUUUGAUUGUUGGCCCCGUGCCAAUGGAAGAAGAGAAGAAGAAGAGGAAGAACAAGAAAAAGAAGAAUAAACAAACCAAAGUAAUAGAAAAUAAUGCCGUCGGUGUAGAAGAAUCCGCUUCCUCCAAUCAGAACCAUCCUGCUGAAAUACGUGGUUCUGAAGCACAUACUGAUGAUACUUCGGGGAUAGAUGACGAUUCUAAUAGACAUGACACUGAGGGUGCCAAAGUCUCAUCUUUAGCGGAGAACGAGAAACACCGUAGGAUGGAUUCAGAGGCUAUCUUCGAGGAGAAACUUAAACAGUUCUCAUGGGAAAAAGAUGCCAGUUUACUGAAGGAGUCUAACUUGAACGAGAGGAUUAAACAACUUCAGAAUGAAAAUAACAGUCAUCUGCAUAAAGAGGCUAGUUUUGAGAUGAAAAUCAUGCAAUUGCAAGAUCAAAUUAGUAGUCUCAGGAGGCAAGAGGCUAACCAAGAAGAAAAGAUAAGACAAUUGCAUAUGGAGAAGGAUCUUUACUUGCAGAAAGAGGCUGAGUUUGAGAUGAAGAAUUCUCAGUUACAAAGUGAAAAGAAUUCCUGGCUUCUAAAGGAGGGUGGCUUAGAGAAAAGAAAUAAUGAGUUGGUGGAGGAAGUGGAGAAGUUGAAUUCAAAGAGGCAUGAAUAUCAGGUCAAUUUGGAAAAAAAAGUAAAAGAGAUGGAGAAGGAAACAGAAAACAGGGUCCAGAAGGAGGUUAGCUUGGAGGAAAGAAUCAGUGUGUUGGUGGAUGAAGUGGAAAAUUCAAAUACAACGAGGGUGAGCUUGGAGGAGGAAGUAAAAGAGACGGAGAAGGAAAGAGAGAACUGGGUCCAAAAGGAGAAAUCAUUCAGAGAAAUAAUUUCCAGCCUAAGUGGUGAUAAUGCACUUUUAGAGACGCAGGUGAAGGAGUUCGAAGAGUUGAGGACCAAUAUAUUACAAGAAAAUCAGUUACUGAAAGCAAAUAUACAAGUACUGCAGACACAAGUCUAUAAUCUCGAGAAGAGUGCCGGACCACCUUGUUUACCAACUGGACAUGAAAUGAAUACUCCUGAAAAUGGGGAUCUGAAUUCUGAAGUAGUUGCUACCCAAGCAUUGGUGGACAAACUGAUUGAUGAAAAUGUGGAGCUUGUUGAGAAGGUGAAAAAUUUAUAUGUGGAGCUGGAACGAAGAGAUCCACCAAUGGAGAUAUCUUCAUAUUUAGGUUCUGAUGUAAUUACCACAAGCUCUGAGGCAGCUCGCACUGCCAAUGAAUCAGCCCUUGGGUCACACAAGAUGCCUGGAGCCGUUCACAAGCAUGAAGUUGAUCAUACUACAGAGCCAAAAUCUCAACCCAGUGAAGCACUAUUGCAGUCAAGUGAAAGGCUGCAAUCUCUGAAAGACACCAUUGACAAAACUGUGAGUGAUGAUGAGCAUGGGAGUAAGAUAGAUAGCAGAAUUGUUGUAAAUUCAUCAGAAAUCGAGUCUGAUGAAAUCGUGCAGAUUCCUUUAGAUGAAAAUGAAGUUCAGUCAGCAGAUUUAGAAGUCACAAGUGUGGAUCAGGAUCAGUAUGAGGAGGAGGUUCCCCUCACCAAUGCACCAUUAAUUGGUGCUCCAUUCCGUUUGAUAUCCUUUUUUGCUAGAUACGUGAGUGGUGCUGAUUUGGUUAAUAAGAACUCGGCAACCUCAAACCAAUAACCUACUAACAGCCUGCAGCUGUGAGAAGUUAGAUUUUAUACAGCAAAAAGGAGUAUGACACCAAAGAUUAAACAUAGUCACAUCUCAAGUUGAAGGAUAUACUUAUUAUAGUACAAGGCUGGAUGCUGCCCCUUUUUUUGUACUAAUUUUAUUUUUAUAGGGGUAUUAGUUGUAAAAGAUACAAAUAUUGAUUUGGGCCAUUCUUACACCUGCCUGAAAAUUUGGUGACGUAAGAACAAAUGUUAUGCUAGAGAUGAGAGUUGGAUAUUUUGUGUUUCUUUAAACUUCAUUUGGAUAUUUUGGACUA